GCGCGCGCCCGCCCGCCCGCCCGCCCGCGCGCGCGGCCCAGGUGGCGGUCCACAGCUCCAGGUGGCGGUGGCCCCGCGGCGGCUUUGCCUUCGGAGUCGGUGGCGGCCUCGUGAUCGGAACGAAAUGGAAGAAAAAGAGCGAUGUGACCAAAUCCCUUCGCUCCUCCCGCAUUGAGGCCUAGUUGGCAUUUGCAGAGAGGAAAAAGACAUCAAGAAAAUCGAGUUUGUUUGUUUGUUUGUUUGGAAAGGGGGGGCGGGAGAGGGGCUGUGCAAAAGGGCAAACAACGUCGUACGUUUUAUAUGAUUUUUAAAAAAUUCUGCACUUUGACAGGGCUGGCAAUAUAAACUAAAGUUAUUUUUCUAUUGAGAAGAGGUGGAUUUUUUUUUCCCUCCCCCUUUUGAUCGCAAGCAGCCGUUUCUCCCAGUGACAAAGCAUAAAUUAUGGACACCAGAAAAUAAGGUGGACCUCAGGAAUCCUGAAAAGACAGCAGUGUACAUCUUCCUCUGGAGGAAGAGGGGGGUGUUUUCAGCCCUCUCUGGACCCUCAAACGAAAAAAACAACAAAAAACAUGAGUUGCAUGCCAUGGAAAGGAGACAAGGCCAAAUCUGAAUCCUUGGAGCUGCCCCAGGGGACACCCCCCCAAAUCUACCAUGAGAAACAGCGCCGCGAGCUCUGUGCCCUCCACGCCCUCAACAACGUCUUCCAGGACAGCACCGCCUUCACGCGGGAAACGCUGCAGGAGAUUUUCCAGAGAUUGUCUCCAAACACCAUGGUGACACCCCACAAGAAGAGCAUGCUGGGAAAUGGAAACUACGAUGUGAAUGUCAUCAUGGCAGCACUUCAAACCAAAGGCUAUGAAGCUGUUUGGUGGGACAAGCGCAGGGAUGUUGGUGUCAUUGCCCUCACUAAUGUCAUGGGCUUCAUCAUGAACCUGCCCUCCAGCCUGUGCUGGGGUCCACUCAAGUUGCCUCUCAAAAGGCAGCACUGGAUCUGUGUUCGAGAGGUGGGAGGAGCAUACUACAACCUCGACUCCAAACUCAAGAUGCCAGAAUGGAUUGGAGGCGAGAGUGAGCUCAGGAAAUUUCUAAAACAUCAUUUGCGAGGGAAGAACUGUGAACUCCUGCUGGUGGUACCAGAAGAGGUAGAAGCCCAUCAGAGUUGGAGGGCUGAUGUGUAGUCCGGUUCUACCCAGCCUGGCUCUUGCCUCAAUCUUCAGCCCUCUGUGAUGUGGGGUGGCCUGUAAGUGGGUCUGCCCUGACUAGUUCCCCAAACAUCUCAUCGAGUUUCCCCUUCAGAUUUGCCAGUGCAGUAGGACAGAUGUGUGGACUGUUCUAAGAACCACCCAGUUUUGUCUGUGCCUGGGAAGGAAGGUAGGAGCUCGGAGCACUUAGGGAAAGCCAUUGAAAGAGAGCUUUUGUUCUGUUUCUGAGAGGCUAGGUGAGCCUUGCAGAUUUUUUCUUUUGUGAGAGCUUGAUGGAGGUUCUGCUCCAGGUGUCACUGCUGCUUCAGGCUCACGGAGGCCUCUUGCCUCCCCUGUGGCACGUGGGUCUGAAGACCCUGAGAACCCAGUGACUGGCUCAAAGGACCUAGAGCAUAGUAAGUGUCUCAGGAAACUGUCUCCAAAACCCAGCAGUGGCACUUCAUGCCACCUGCGACCUGUAACGCCACCUUCAUCCCAUUCUCUCUCCCAGCUGGCGCUCUACACUUGAGCCAUGCCUCCAGUCCAUUCCCUCACCCCAUUUUAGAGAGUGGUUUAUAGUCACCUUGGAGUUUUAUGAGGAAUUCUCUGGUAUUUCAAGCAAGCAUUCUAGCAAGGCAAAGGUGGGAGUUGCCAAAGGGAGUGUGGCCAGAGCUGUACAGGACAGUUUUGUCCCUAUUAUGUCACUACAUUGGGUAGAAUGCUCUCUGGGCCAAAAGACAAGGAGACAAUUUUUCCAGUUGGCCCAUUCUGGCAAAACCCCAAUAAAUGCCACUAAUUGGGCUAGAGUUGGGUGAGAAAAGUGGUGUUAAAUUCUGUGUUUAUGAGUAGCUAGAUACAAGUCCCGGGCUCAGAGGCCAUGACUGACAAACAGUCAUGGAGGUUAGUUAGGUACGUCAUGUUGUGUCCUUUUUGGUCAGCUUAGGACCAGCUCACCCCUACCUCUUGAGAUAGUUGUAAGCCACCCUUCUCCUCUAACUUUGGAAAACAUGACAGUGGAAAUACGCAUCCUACCACUUGUCAUCGCAGCGGCUGUGGGUGCAAGGCAGGUGGGGAUGCAGGGGUGGGCAGGCCAACCCUUGCAGAUGAGUGGUCUUGGCGAGUCUGAGAGCUGCCCCACUGGCCAGACUUCUCUCCAGCAGCAGAGCCAGCCUGGGCCUGCAUGUUGGUUCUGAGCAAGCUUAGUGGGGGGAAGCUGAGGCUCCCUUCCCGUGACUGGAGUGCAUGUUUACACCAGCACUUUUUCUGCACAUGUAUCUUCAAUCCAAGGCUGUUUUUUAUGCCAAAUUGUUUAACAAGAGGCCCAAGCAGCUACUCGUUAUGCUCUCUCAGCAGCUGGCUGAAGUCUCUUCUGCUCCCUUUUCUACCCGACCUGCUUGGCACCACAGGGAGCUCUACCCCUGCACAAUGACAUUCCAACACCACCAGCCACAAGUUACAGCCAACACUGCUGAUUGUCACAAGCAGGACCUUGGGUCCAUUGGCACUGUCAGUGAUAGUAAGCCAUUUCCUGGGAAGAGGAGGAAGCUCCUCUCCACAAACUGCUUGGGCCUGUGCAAACGGCACUUCAGAGGACUCCUGUGCACGCAGAGUCCAGGAGCCAAUGGAUAUGCAAAGACGCUUCAACAUUUCAGGGCUGGUUUCUCUGUUCAUAUCCAAUUCUGGUGCUUAGGACAGGGACCCAUACUGAUGCCCAAGGGCAAAAAGCCCCACUUCCUUUAAAGAAGUGGGUAGGUCUGACCCUGAUGCCCAGUAAGGGCAACCCUAGGCUUUGUUUUUCUUGCUUUUAUUCCCCUUUUUUGUUGGCCUUGUGCUGGGUUUGUUUACAAAGAUGUAUUUUGUUUAACCAAAUAUUAAAAAAGAAAAUCUCUCCUUG
Molecule: messenger RNA, 3075 nt
Organism: Dipodomys spectabilis (banner-tailed kangaroo rat)
Lineage: Eukaryota; Metazoa; Chordata; Mammalia; Rodentia; Heteromyidae
Gene: Josd1
Product: Josephin domain containing 1
Exons: 5
Coding region: 570-1178 (202 amino acids)
Biological process (GO): protein deubiquitination
Molecular function (GO): cysteine-type deubiquitinase activity
Source: RefSeq, a predicted model, not a curated record